This is a messenger RNA of Aspergillus viridinutans, 1968 nucleotides long. RefSeq lists its product as uncharacterized. The record is from RefSeq and is a predicted model, not a curated record. Gene Ontology annotation, biological process: positive regulation of transcription by RNA polymerase II. The transcript is spliced from 2 exons. The coding region runs from base 1 to 1968 and encodes 655 amino acids. Gene Ontology annotation, cellular component: nucleus. Gene Ontology annotation, molecular function: transcription cis-regulatory region binding; DNA-binding transcription factor activity, RNA polymerase II-specific; zinc ion binding. NCBI's taxonomy places the organism in Eukaryota, Fungi, Ascomycota, Eurotiomycetes, Eurotiales, Aspergillaceae.
AUGCCCCUUGCUGCUUCGCAAGAUAAACCUGUUAGAAAGCGCAAUGUCGUCUCGCGUGGUCGAACCGGCUGCCUGACUUGCAGACGCAGAAGACUCAAGUGCGAUGAGACGAAACCAGGGUGUAACAAUUGCAGACGUAUCAACCUUCCGUGCGAAGGAUAUGCUCAGAGGAUUACUUUCAAGGACCAGACAAAGCUCGUCGUUGCAAGAGUGACAGGCAGGCCAGUAGGGAAGAAAGGGCGGUCGUCGAGCUCUAAGGAUGAGGAGUAUGACGAGCCAACAGGCACAUUGCCGAAUUCCAGCAGCCGGAAAUCGAUCGGCGUAAGGGGACCACCUUCUCCCCCGUCGUCCGAGAACUCAGAAUCAUGUUCUCCAGUGGAACCCAAGCAGGAAGAUACGAAAGCAACUCCUCGACGAGAUUCAGACACUCCGACCGACUCUGAUCCUGAAAUAUACUCUGAGAUUAAAUCUGACCAAGGGCAUUUAACGCCUGAAUGGCCCGAUGUUCUCCAUACAGCCCCAGAUUCAGUGAUGGUGAUGCACGACGGCUACUUGACGCCAUACUCGCCAAUGUCGGCAAUAAACGCGCUCUCGCCGCGCCGUAUCCUGUUCAAUUCAUCUCUCUCCCUUCUUGGAGCGUUUGAGUUUCCGGAGGAUUACACGUAUUAUGAAUACUCUGCCAACGGUCAUCUAUCGGGACUUUCAAAAGUCUUGCCUAUAUCAGAGAUUCUCAAAUCACAAGCCAUGUCCCACCACGUCUAUAACGCCGCCAUGGCCCUAGCAGCUCUCACAAUGUCGAGUUUCGAGCCAUAUUCGAGAGGCUCGAUCAAUCUACGCCAUCACGCCUUUCAUCAUAGUCUCAGGGCUAUCCAGGGCUUGAAUGCAGAGUUAUCCUCGAGCAGCGCGAGUCGAUCGUGGAAUCACGAUAGAAUUCUUUCAUUGUUCGCCACAACCAUGUUGCUUGCCAAUUUUGAGCUUCAGCGGGGUGCCUUGCUUGCAUGGCGCUCGCACAUGCAGGGUGCCGCAUUAUGCCUUAAUACCGGAUACAAAAAGCUUAUGCAAACUCCGGCAGGAAUGCUGUUGAUCAGGUCUUUUGCGAGAAUGGCACUUUUGUUGCGCUUAUACAACAGAGACUACUCAGUUACCUCGCCGGAAACUAUGCCCACGAAAUUGUCACGAUGGCUAGAUCUGCUUUUGAAGCAAUCGUCGCAACUACGGGACAGGAUGUUGUGGUUGGUAGAAGAGGUAACAGCAUUGGAGAUACAGAAACGUCAGGAGCCCGAAUUGGAUAGUUUCUGGUCUAGCAAGAGUUCGGAGCUCCUUUGCAAGCUGGAUAAAUGGCGGACGGAAGUACCAAUUGACGAAGUUCCCGUGGAUGAUGACAAUAGCGGAGCUUAUCUGACGAUAUCUUCUUCUGAUCACGCAUCUUUACUCCGUGUAUCUGCGCUAGUUUUUCCCAAUGCCAGGGACCCUUGCACUUCAGCCGUCAAUUACGCAGCGUAUCUCUGCACGAGCAUGCGGGCGCGUACGCGUUAUCUUCCAGAUUCAGGACGUAUAGUUCCUCCUGAUGCGGAGCGGACCGCACUCACCAUAUGCCGGAUUGCAGCAGGGAUACCGCCCACGCGGUUCGGCGAGUCUUUCACGCACAGCUAUGGCAUGCUCCCCUCGGUAGUCGGAGCCUACCGGUGGUCGACGAACCCGGGACUGCGCAACUGGGUCAAACAUUGGUUGGCAGGUUAUCGGGGGCCGCGAGAGGGAAUCUGGAACGUUCAACAGACGCUCAAGCUUCUCGCGACGAUGGACAGCCUGCCGAAGCCAGGUUGGCACUUUGUUGCUAUGAAGGUCAUUGACGAGCCGCAAGAACCAUCGUCAGAUCUCGACGAAGCUCAUAGCAAUGAGCCGUUCAAGGUAGUCUUGCAGGCCAGGGUCCAAAAUGGAACUUCCACGAAUGUCUUUGUUGUCAAGUAG